CCACCCUCCAUGGCGCCCCUGGCCUUGGUGGGGUUUGUACUCCUCCUGGGAACUCCCCUGUGCUCGGGGGCAGCCACCCCGACCCCAUCCCUGCCACCUCCCCCAGCCAAUGACAGUGAUACCAGCACAGGGGCGUGUGAGGGCUCCAACCGCUGCCAGCCAGGGGUUCUGCUGCCCGUUUGGGAGCCUGAUGACCCAUCGCUAGGUGACAAAGCCGCGCGGGCUGUGGUCUACUUUGUGGCCAUGGUCUACAUGUUUCUGGGUGUGUCCAUCAUCGCCGAUCGCUUCAUGGCAUCCAUUGAGGUCAUCACAUCAAAGGAGAAGGAGAUCACCAUCACCAAGGCCAAUGGUGAGACCAGCGUGGGCACUGUCCGCAUCUGGAACGAGACUGUGUCCAACCUCACACUCAUGGCCCUGGGCUCCUCAGCACCUGAGAUCCUGCUGUCUGUAAUCGAGGUCUGCGGCCACAACUUCCAGGCGGGUGAGCUGGGCCCGGGCACCAUCGUGGGCAGUGCUGCCUUCAACAUGUUUGUGGUCAUUGCUGUGUGCAUCUAUGUCAUCCCGGCUGGUGAGAGCCGCAAGAUCAAGCACUUGCGAGUCUUCUUCGUCACUGCCUCUUGGAGUAUCUUCGCCUACGUCUGGCUUUAUCUCAUCCUUGCUGUCUUCUCCCCAGGUGUGGUCCAGGUGUGGGAAGCGCUGCUGACCCUCGUGUUCUUCCCGGUGUGCGUGGUGUUCGCUUGGAUGGCGGACAAGCGGCUGCUCUUCUACAAGUACGUGUACAAGCGCUACCGCACCGACCCGCGCAGCGGCAUCAUCAUCGGCGCUGAGGGCGACCCCCCUAAGAGCAUAGAGCUGGAUGGCACGUUCGUGGGCGCCGAGGUGCCAGGCGAUGUGGGCGGCCUCGGCCCGGGCCCCAUGGAGGCCCGCGAGCUGGACGCCAGCCGCCGUGAGGUCAUCCAGAUCCUCAAGGACCUCAAGCAGAAGCACCCGGACAAGGACCUGGAGCAGCUGGUGGGCAUCGCCAACUAUUACGCCCUUCUGCACCAGCAGAAGAGCCGCGCCUUCUACCGCAUUCAGGCCACGCGACUGAUGACCGGCGCUGGAAACGUGCUGCGGCGACACGCGGUGGACGCCUCACGUCGGGCCAGCCCCGCCGAGGGUUCUGGUGAGGACGAGGAUGAUGGCGCCAGCCACAUCUUCUUCGAGCCCAGCCUCUACCACUGCCUGGAGAACUGUGGCUCCGUGCUGCUCUCGGUCACUUGCCAAGGCGGUGAGGGCAACAGCACCUUCUACGUGGACUACCGAACUGAGGACGGCUCCGCGAAGGCGGGCUCCGACUAUGAGUACAGCGAGGGCACGCUGGUGUUCAAGCCUGGCGAGACGCAGAAGGAGCUGCGUAUCGGCAUCAUCGACGACGACAUCUUUGAAGAGGACGAACACUUCUUCGUGCGGUUGCUGAACCUGCGCGUGGGCGACGCGCAGGGCAUGUUCGAGCCUGAUGGCGGCGGGCGGCCCAAGGGGCGGCUGGUGGCGCCACUGCUGGCCACAGUCACCAUCCUAGACGACGACCACGCGGGCAUCUUCUCCUUCCAGGACAGGCUGCUGCACGUGAGCGAGUGUAUGGGCACCGUGGACGUGCGCGUGGUGCGCAGCUCGGGUGCGCGCGGCACCGUGCGCCUCCCUUACCGCACGGUGGACGGCACGGCGCGCGGCGGUGGCGUGCAUUAUGAGGACGCGUGCGGUGAGCUGGAGUUUGGCGACGACGAGACCAUGAAAACUCUUCAAGUGAAAAUAGUUGAUGACGAGGAAUAUGAGAAAAAGGAUAAUUUCUUCAUUGAGCUCGGCCAGCCUCAGUGGCUUAAACGAGGGAUUUCAGCCCUGCUACUCAAUCAAGGGGACGGGGACAGGAAGCUGACGGCUGAGGAGGAAGAGGCUCGGAGGAUAGCAGAGAUGGGCAAGCCAGUUCUUGGGGAAAACUGCCGGCUUGAAGUCAUCAUAGAAGAGUCAUAUGAUUUUAAGAACACAGUGGAUAAACUCAUCAAGAAAACCAACCUGGCUUUGGUGAUUGGGACCCAUUCGUGGAGAGAGCAGUUUUUAGAGGCUAUUACGGUGAGCGCAGGGGACGAGGAGGAGGAGGAGGACGGGUCCCGGGAGGAGCGGCUGCCGUCAUGCUUUGACUACGUCAUGCACUUCCUGACGGUGUUCUGGAAGGUGCUGUUCGCCUGCGUGCCCCCCACUGAGUACUGCCAUGGCUGGGCCUGCUUCGGCGUCUGCAUCCUGGUCAUUGGCCUGCUCACCGCCCUCAUCGGGGACCUCGCCUCCCACUUUGGCUGCACUGUUGGCCUCAAGGACUCUGUCAACGCCGUAGUCUUCGUGGCUCUGGGCACCUCCAUCCCUGACACCUUCGCCAGCAAGGUAGCAGCGCUGCAGGACCAGUGCGCAGAUGCGUCCAUUGGCAAUGUGACCGGUUCCAACGCGGUGAACGUUUUCCUGGGCCUGGGAGUGGCCUGGUCUGUGGCGGCCGUGUACUGGGCGGUGCAGGGCCGCCCCUUCGAGGUGCGCACGGGCACGCUGGCCUUCUCCGUCACGCUCUUCACCGUCUUCGCCUUCGUGGGCAUCGCCGUGCUGCUGUACCGACGCCGGCCGCACAUCGGCGGUGAGCUGGGUGGCCCGCGCGGCCCCAAGCUCGCCACCACCGCGCUCUUCCUGGGCCUCUGGUUCCUGUACAUCCUCUUCGCCAGCCUCGAGGCAUACUGCCACAUCCGAGGCUUCUAGGGCACCUCUGCAGAGACUCGGCCUCCGCUGGGAGCCCUUCUUCCUUUGUGACCUCCAGAGAUGCAGUGUCCUCUCCUGGGACUCAGCCUCCCUUCUUCUGGGAAUUGAAGCCCUCUGUCCUGUGCCCAGUAACAGCCUCCUCCCUUCCUCUGGACAACCUCCCCAGUUAGCCCAAACUCCUGCUCAACCUGCCACACCCCUGAGGACAUUUCCAUCUCCAUGAUCCUCCCCUGAGAACCUCCCUCCCAGGGACCCUCUAGAGAUUUCAUCUGCCAUCUCCCGAGACCCCCAGCCUUGCUCUGUCUCUUAAGACCCCUUUGCUCAGAGGACCCUCACCAGCACCACUACCACAGACCUGUGCCCCAGGGUCUCAGAACUUAGGCCUCCCUGGGGGAGCCUGGAAGGAGGCUGAUCCACCCCAGGAUGUCACAGGUCUCCACUCUCCUCCCAGCCAUCAGGGACCUCCAUCCAGGGCCAUGGGGAAGUGGGGAGAGGAACAAGUGGGUGCCUGUGUAAAGAGGGCACAGCUUCCCGAUUUCUCCACUCAGGCCCUUGGGAGGAUGCUAAUUCUCGAGGCUUGGAGAAGGGAGGGGAGAAGUUUGGGGUUUCAGAGCUGGAGGAGGCACACUGCGAGCCUGCAACUUCUCACAUUCCAGCACCCCCACUUGCCUCCACUACCUCUGAGACCCCAGCCACACCUUGGAGGAGAGGGGGGGCCUGUGUGUGUAUAUAGUGUG
Molecule: messenger RNA, 3512 nt
Organism: Condylura cristata (star-nosed mole)
Lineage: Eukaryota; Metazoa; Chordata; Mammalia; Eulipotyphla; Talpidae
Gene: SLC8A2
Product: solute carrier family 8 (sodium/calcium exchanger), member 2
Exons: 9
Coding region: 10-2775 (921 amino acids)
Biological process (GO): calcium ion import across plasma membrane; cell communication; sodium ion transmembrane transport
Cellular component (GO): postsynapse; axon; sarcolemma
Molecular function (GO): calcium:sodium antiporter activity
Source: RefSeq, a predicted model, not a curated record